Messenger RNA from Schistosoma mattheei, 601 nucleotides. NCBI's taxonomy places the organism in Eukaryota, Metazoa, Platyhelminthes, Trematoda, Strigeidida, Schistosomatidae. The record is from the annotation of a GenBank genome assembly.
UAUUUGUUGCGCCAUAGAUAAUGGUAAGCGGGUUGUUAAUUGUAAUUUGUUUAUUUUAUUAACUUGUUUCAUCUUCCUAUCAUCACCUUAUGAAGUAUUUGCAACUGACAUUUAGCAUAAAUAUGUGAAUGUGGAUUAGGACUUACCAAAUAUUUAAUCCAUCUGUUCAGCCUACAUCAUAUCUAACACGAUUUUCAGAAGUAGAAGAAACAUUUAAAAGAUUAUUGGCACACAAAGGAGUUAUUGGUGCAAUUAUUGUAAGCUCAGAUGGGAUCGCAGUAAGAACUUCCAUGGAUAACAGUACCACAAAUCAUUACUGUGGUCUUAUUCAACAAUUGGUAGCAAAAUCGCGUUCUGCUGUUCGUGAUUUAGAUCCAUCUAAUGAUUUAACAUUUUUGCGUAUACGAAGUACUCGAAAUGAAAUUAUGGUAGCACCAGAUCGUGAUUACAGUCUCAUCGUUAUACAAGAAACAAGCACAGAAUAAAACGUUUUAUUGUUUAUACGGUUUUAGAUCCUUGAAGAAAAUAACAAUAUUUAUGCCUAAUAACUAACGGUAACUUAACUUCAUGGUUUUCGGUGCUAUGGUUCGUUUUUUUCAAC